This is a messenger RNA of Drosophila sechellia, 1124 nucleotides long. RefSeq names its product suppressor-of-stellate-like protein. The record is from RefSeq and is a predicted model, not a curated record. Gene Ontology annotation, cellular component: cytoplasm; protein kinase CK2 complex. The transcript has 3 exons. Bases 1 to 675 code for a protein of 224 amino acids. Gene Ontology annotation, molecular function: protein kinase regulator activity. Lineage: Eukaryota; Metazoa; Arthropoda; Insecta; Diptera; Drosophilidae.
AUGCGCAAGCAAAUCACAGUAAAAUCUUGUAGCCAGAGCAACGAGCCUAAAGUAGAUGCCAGCUGGAUUGGUUGGUUCGUUGGGUUGAUGGGCAACGAGUUCGUCUGCCGCGUGCCUAUCAACUUCAUAAAGGACAAGUUCAACCUGUCGGGACUGGAGUACUCCAAGGAGACACUGGACGUGGUCCUGGAACCGUUGUUCGACAGGUCCGUGGGUAGGGUCUUCGGCCACGAGGAGAAGCUGUACGGCAUGAUCCACGCCAGGUACAUUAUGUCGGCGCGUGGCGUGGAAGAUAUGCGCCUGAAGUAUCUGAUGGGGGACUUCGGAUCGUGUCCGAAGUUCUACUGUAAGGGGCAGAAAGCCCUGCCAGUGGGCCUCAGCGACAAGUGGGGCCAGUCCACAGUAAAGAUAUACUGCCCAAGCUGUAAAGACGUCUUCCGGCCGAAAUACCGUCCAAAGCUGGACGGAGCCAUGUUCGGGACCAGCUUCCCGCACCUGUUCUUCAUGGAGCUGCCGAUGUUGAGACCCGAGCCGCCCGUGGAGAAGUACGUCCCCCGUCUCCAUGGAUUCCGGUUGCACGAGUCGGCCUUUAUGCCGCUCGAUUCGCGCGAUUCCUCGCGCGAGUCCUCGCCCGAGAGUAUCGAAUCCUCGUCCCCCUCCUCCUUCCCGGAUUGACCUGGAUGUUUAACUCCACACGAUAUCUUGUUGUUGCAAUUAAACACAUUCCCCAGUGCGUUGAUAUGGCCAGCUACCACCUACUUAUACCCCUCAUACACGUAAUCAUCUGGGAGCUCGAAGUGAAGCAGGCAUUGCGAGAAAAUGGGAGUCCUGUUGCACGGUCCACAUAUAAUUAGAACCCCCAUACUUCCGCUACUAGUUUUCAAGAUGUAUCCUUCAGAAUUGGCAUCAAGUGCACAAGGAUUAGGGAUAAACACUCCAAACGUUGAGUUAUAUUAUUUUGAGUAUAAGAAAAAUAUAUAUUCUUUAUAUGGUCGGAAACGAUUCCUUCUGCAAAUCAAGUAUACCCUUCUACUCUACGAGUUACGGGUAUAAAAACAACAAUGAAACAAUAAUUUAAUGAACAAUAAAGUUGAGACAAAAAAAUGCUACAUUCUAUAGAUAAA